Closterium sp. NIES-65 is the source of this 2511-nucleotide messenger RNA. The record is from the annotation of a GenBank genome assembly. Lineage: Eukaryota; Viridiplantae; Streptophyta; Zygnematophyceae; Desmidiales; Closteriaceae.
AUGGAAGGGGGCGCUCACGGUGAUGGUGGUGCACACGAGGCGGGGAGAGAGGAGGGCAGAGGAGGGGAGCAGGGGGAGCAGGAGGAGAGGAUGGAGAUUGAUGUUGUUGAGGCGGUGGUGCGAGGGGCGACGGGUAACAUUGAUGUGAUUGUGCAGAACGACUCCAGUAGCACGGGCGUGCAUGCACGUGGUGGUGGUGCUCGGAAGAGCACAGGCUUGGGAGCGGCUGCUGCUGGUGGUGGUGGUGGUGGUGAUGGGAGUGGGAGUGGGAGAGCAGGAGGGAGAGGAGGAGCAGGAGUGGCAACAGCAGGAGCAGCAGCAGGAGCAGCGGGGGGAGCAGGAGCAGGUGGAGCAGGAGCAGGUGGAGCAGGUGACAUGGACGUGUGUGUGGGUGAGCUAGCAGUGGUGAAUGAACCGUUUGAACUCCAAUUCAAUUCCCGCAUCUGCUCUCCCGCUGCUGCUCCUGACUGCACUGCCGCUGCUCCUGCCACCGCCGCCGCUACUGCCACUGCUGCUGCCGGUACUGCUGCCAGUGGCAGUGCUGCAUGUGGUGGCGGUGGUGGUGGGAGUGGGAGCGGGAGCGGAGGAGCAGGGAGUCACUGUGCGAGUCAGUCUAGAGCCGGAUCCAAGUCGGGAGCGAGGUCAGGCGGAGGAUCAGCAGGAGGGGCAGGUGAACCAGAGUAUGGAAAGGGCACAUUCCCCUGGUGUGUGAUGGAUCAGUGGUACUGGGAGUGGGGGCUCUAUGGCUGGGACGAUAGCUCCCAAGGGGGUGCCAGAGCGGGUGCUGCUGCUGCUGGUUCUGGUGGUGGUGGUGCGUCUGGGGGGAGUAUUCUGGGUGGGAAGAAAGGGAUAGGGAUUGGGACUGGGGGAAGACGGGGAGCGGGAGGAGGGACCAAGGGCGGUGCGAGUGGGGGAGGAAGUAAAGGGGGGGCGAAUGGUGAGGCGAAGAGUAAGGGAGUGGGGGAUGUGGCGUGUGGGAUCGGCGAGGAGAUGGACAUAGAUGGGGUGGCUGGGGCGGAAGGGAGUGCGGUUACCGAGGCAGCAGAGGACGCCACGUGCCUGCUGUGCGACGCCUGCGAUGCGUGCUACCACCUGCGCUGCCUCAACCCGCCCGCUGAAGAGCCCCCCGCAGGGGACGAGUGGCUGUGCGAGGCGUGCGCGGAGGAGCAGUGGGAGCGGGGGAACGCUGUUGUGUUUGAGGAUGAAGAGCUGUGGGCCAGACGCCACAUGUCAGGGCCGGAGGGGCGGGGGCAGUGGUUGCUGCGCGGCGAGUGGCUGGCGGCGCAGGGGCACAUCCGCGUGGGCCCCAUGUUCCAGGCCGUGGUGGGCGAGUGGCAGGGGGCUGAGGAGAAGGCAGUUGCGGAGAAGAUGGAGAGGGAUGGGCGCGGUGUGGAUGAUGAAGGACUCGAGCGGCCUGUGUUUGGGCAGGAGCGGGCGAUGAGCGAGGAGGAGAAGCAGGCGGAGCUGGAAGCCAUGAGGCAGCGCCUGGCAGAGAGCAAGUGGCCCAUGGGCUGGCAGCCGGUGCGCAACCUGCCGGUGUCGGCAGAGGAGCGGUGGGAGCAGUGCGAGGGGAUUCUGUACUAUGAGGGCGAUGUGCGCGCGGAUGGCAAGACUGCCCGCAGGGACGUGGAGUGCAGCAAGUGGCGCAGGGUGCCGAGUGGGUUUGAGGUGGAGGACAAGUUUGAGUGCUCGUGUGCGCUCACCUUCGACCCUCACCAUGCCGACUGCAUGGUGCCACAGGAGCUACCAAAGAGGGACUUGGAGAGGCGACUCAAGAUGAUAUCGGAGCUUAAAUUGCAGAAGCAGCAGCAGGGAGCGGAGAUGGGCGAGUGGAAGGAGCGGAUGGGCGAGCUGAGGGCGUUCAGGGCGCAGCACGGCCACUGCCACGUGGCGCCCAGGAGCCCCCUGGGCGUGUGGCUGCAGAAGCAGCGCAUGCUGCUGCGCCGCAACCGACUCUCACCCGUGCAGCGGGAGGAGUUGCAGCAGCUGAACGUGACGAUCAAUCUGGAGGAUGCACGGUGGGAGGAGAACUUUGCGGCUCUCGUGGAAUUCAAGCUCGACUACGGCCACCUCAACGUCUCCAACGCGCCACACGCUAACACUCCCCCUCCUCCCACCGCCGCUUCUGCUGCUGCUGCUUCUGCUGCUGCUGCUGCUGCUGCUGCUGCUGCUGGUGAUGGUGCCAGUGCUGGAGCAGGGGCAGGGGGAGGGGGAGGAGGAGGGGGGACAGCAGGAGGAGCUGCUGCUGCUGGUGCUGUUGCUGCUGCUGCUGCUGCUGCUGCUGGUAUCAGUGGCGGUGGCGUUAGCAGCAGUGGUGGAGGCAGCAGUGGUGGGCAGCAGCAGGGAGGAGGGAGGCUGAGGCGGGCGCAGGACUUGGCGCGGCUGAGCCAGUGGGUGAAGGCGCAGAAGGCCAUGGCACAGCAGCCGUUCAAGGGGAAGAAGGCACUGCAGCGAAUCUGCAGGCUCCUGGAGAUUGGAUUUGUUUUUUCGGAGGGCGAUUCCUCCUCUUGA